AUGGGAAAUUCCAGGGGAGGCGCUGUGGCCAUGAAAAAGGGAUUGAGUACCACCCAAAGGCGGGUCUACUGGCUCAUUGGCAUUGGACUGACCUGUGCGGUCAUCCUCAUUGUUUGCAUAGCCGUCCCUAUCACUGUAUUCCAGGCGCGUGAUCGACGUGAACGGGAGAGGCGUUGGCGUUUGGAGAUCAGCGAGGCGGACCGUUUGGCAUCCGCAUUCCGCAGUACUGUUAUUGAUGCCAUUUCGCUAACGCACGGGAUGGAGGGAUUUACCUUGGGAUCCAUGACUUCACUACCACCUUUUAAUGGCACUGUGGAGGAACGUAUAAAGGAUCAAAUGUUUCCUCGAUUUAAUCAAGUAGCUUCCAAAAUGCAUUCAACAACAAAAUUUGUACAGGCUUUUAUACUUGCACCAGGUGCUGUGGUGUUGCAGACAUUUCCAGAAAAUGAUGAAAUGACUAAAUAUGACUUUUUAGAUCCUAAAAAUGAAUUGGGAGAUCCAACAGCAAUUGAGUCUAUUGAUAACGCAAGUGUUUUUGCAUUUGGACCACUUCAUCGAGCCCUCCCUUCUUUUCCUGGGGAAUGGCAACUUAUUAUACGUAAUCCUAUUUAUAAUGUUACAGAUGUUGCUGACGCAUCAAGAGAUAAUUUUUGGGGAUUUUCGCUCGUUAUUCAAGAUGUAGAUGCGAUGAUGGAUGCUAAUUUACUUAACGAAAGUACACAAAAAAAUGGUCUGGAUUAUCUUAUUUAUACUGUUAGACGCAAAACGGGUGAAAGUAUACCUAUUCGUUUUUCACUGAAUCCAAAUCCAACAUACGAAGAAAUGAAAGAUUUUAUUGAUACUGGAACAAACCGAGCCGUGUUACGUAAUCGUCUUACUUGGUAUAUUUGCUUGCGUAGUGUACAUAAAGAACCAGAACUUACACGAACAGCUAUUGUUAUUAUUAUAGUUUCUGCUGUAUUUGGGUCUCUACUCAUUUUUCUAGUUGGAACCUUUAUGGUUUUGAUAUGUAUACGAGACUAUGAAGGAUGGAAACAUGCACCCAAGACAACUCCUUUUGCAAUUGCUGUUAUUGGUCCUUGUAAUGGAGAAGAAUUAUGGGAAUUAGCUCCAGAGUGUAUGGUACAUGUCUCAGAACGAUUAACAGCUGUACAGCGGCGGGAGAUUGUACGUCAUAGGGCGUAUGAGGGAGUACAGUUACAUCCAUACACCACCACAGUUGUGGCCCGCUCCGUAGAAUCAGCUUUACAGCUCUGUUUUGAUAUUCUUGAAGAAUUACAGUCACAUCCUAUUGAUAAUAAUUUACAAGAACUUUUAGGAGAUGAUGGUCGAUUGCUUCUUGCAUGUGCGGUACAUUGGUGUACAGAUGCCAGAGUUCGUAUGGAGACUAUUAAUAGAAUUAUUCGUUAUGAAGGUCCUGAUGUUGUUUAUAGUGGACGUAUGUGGGUAUUUGCAUCACCUAAUGAAGUUUGCAUAAGUAAUGCCGCACGCAAUGUUGUGAAUAAUAUCCCUGGUUUGAAGAUUGAACUACUUGGUAGUGUCUUCUUGCGUGGAGUAUCAGAACGACAGGACCUGUAUACUAUUAGUGAUCCAAGUAACAAACGACUUCAGGCAGCAUCCAUGGCCGCAAAAGCACAUACAUCUAAUAAUAAUCUUCCCAUGAUACCAUCAUCUAUGGAAACAGCAGCAGGAAAUCCAUUAUCUAUGGAUCCAGGAUUACUUCAGCCAAAUCCAUUUACUUCUAGAGAAGCUCAUGGAUCGAGUAUAGAUUCUAGUGCUUUGUUGUAUUCUGAUGGAAGCUGUCGGACAUUAGAGUCUGGUGGGAUUGGUUUUGCUUAUGGAAGUUCUCAUAGGAAUAGUAACAGUAGUAGUGGCAAUAUGAGGAGUAAUAACCGAUUAUCUGAUGGCCCUGGAGGAUCAAAAGGACCAAAGCAAAUUAAUGUUCCCAAAACACUGAUUGAAUUGGUUCCAACAGAUGAAAUGUCUCCCAUGAAAACACAUCGUGAUAUCAAUACACGUACGGAUCCACUAUCUUCAGUAGAUGGUAGCAAUAGGGGUUCUAACUAUGAGGGUAGUUCGAAACUCCGCGUAACCACAGAAGUAAAGAGUGGUAUUAACUUUGUAGAAAAGGAUCAGUCCCCUUUUUCACAAAUGCAAAGCGGCAGUAAUACGAAUACAGGUAUCAACAACAAGAGAAAGUCGUAUCCAAACAGUAUGAAUGGUGUGAUGAAUCGCAGCAAUACAGAAAUGCGAGAAGGUACAGUUCCGUGUGAUGGUGACUUUGUCACCGAGGCGUUACUGCAUCCAAAGAUCCCCACUUCUGUUGAUACACAUCUCCGUGCUGUGUUUGAGCAUCAUGCGGUGAUGCUGGAUCUCAGUUACGACUCUCUUCGCACGAUUGUGUAUUACUUUUUCUCGGCCUUUAAACUCCUCUUAAAGCCACUGGCAGCACCGGAGCGCAGUAAUAUCUUUCACCGCUUUGCCAUGGCCUUUGGUGUUCCCCUGCACGAUGUGUUGGAGCACCUCGCCGUGCGGUGUGCGAUGCGGCACAUCCAACAGCUGGAGGACACCCGAUCGCUGCUGUGGAACUGCCAGCAACAGGCACAACUGCAGAUGCACCUGCACUACCCGCGGGAUACCUCGCCGCUGGUGGAGAGCAGCGGAACUAUACAGACAAGUGAAACUCCAAUGGCGUCUGGGUCACGUUUAACAGAUAACUAA
Trypanosoma theileri is the source of this 2721-nucleotide messenger RNA. RefSeq lists its product as uncharacterized. The record is from RefSeq and is a predicted model, not a curated record. The transcript has a single exon. Bases 1 to 2721 code for a protein of 906 amino acids. Lineage: Eukaryota; Euglenozoa; Kinetoplastea; Trypanosomatida; Trypanosomatidae.